AUGAGGGAGAUUAUCAACAUUCAAGUUGGUUCGUGUGGAAAUCAAAUCGGGGGAAAGUUUUGGGAGGUGAUUUCUGACGAACACGGUAUCGACCCAAGCGGCUGCUAUCACGGUGACUCGGAUCUGCAGCUGGAACGAAUAAAUGUCUACUACAAUGAGGCUUCAGGCGGCAAAUAUGUGCCCCGAACGGUGCUCGUAGAUCUCAAACCAGCCACGAUGGACGCCGUACGUUCGGGACCGUUUGGAUGUCUUUAUCGACCUGACAACUUCGUCUACGGUCAAGGUGGCGGAGCCAACAACUGGGCGAGAGGCCACUACACGGAAGGUGUCGAAAUUCUAGAAUCGGCAUUAGACGUGAUUCGACGAGAAGCUGAAGGUUGCGACUGCCUUCAAGGCUACCAGAUUUCUCAUUCCCUAGGUGGUGGGACUGGUGCCGGAUUGGGCACUCUGUUGAUAAACAGAAUAAGGGAAGAAUACCCAGAUAGAAUCAUCCUGUCUUUUUCCGUGUUUCCGAGUGCACGAGUUUCAGACUGUGUCGUUGAGCCAUACAACACAACACUUGCGGUGAACCAGCUCGUAGAGAAUACGGACCACACCUUUUGCCUGGACAACGAGGCGUUAUACGACAUCUGUUUUAGAACGCUGAAGCUCACCACGCCAACGUAUGGCGACUUGAACCAUUUAAUAUGCGCUACGAUGUCUGGAAUCACUACGUGUCUAAGAUUCCCUGGCCAACUCAACGCGGACUUGAGAAAGCUUGCCGUGAAUAUGGUGCCUUUCCCUCGCCUUCACUUUUACACGCCAGGCUUCGCGCCCUUAACGUCUAGAGGCGGCCAGCAGUAUAGAGCUUUAACUGUACCUGAAUUGACACUUCAAAUGUUUGAUGCAAAAAAUAUGAUGGUAGCCUGUGAUCCACGACAUGGCAGAUAUCUGACAGUAGCGACGAUAUUCAGAGGCAGAAUGUCAAUGAAAGAGGUUGAUGAACAACUAGUUAAUAUUCAGAAUAAGAACAGUACAUAUUUUGUUGAGUGGAUACCCAAUAACUGCAAGAUUGCAGUAUGUGACAUUCCGCCUAGAGGUUUAAAGAUGUCGUCAACGUUUAUUGGAAACACAACAGCCAUUCAAAGUAUAUUCAAAAGGGUGGCAGAGCAGUUUGUAGCGAUGUUCAGGAGGAAAGCUUUCUUACACUGGUAUACUGGUGAAGGUAUGGAUGAAAUGGAGUUCACAGAAGCAGAGAGCAAUAUGAACGACCUAAUAUCAGAAUACCAGCAAUACCAAGACGCCACAGCUGACGAUGAGGGAGAAUUCGAUGAAGAAGCGGAAGGAGAGGGAUUAGAAGAAUGA
This is a messenger RNA of Leptosia nina, 1344 nucleotides long. The record is from the annotation of a GenBank genome assembly. NCBI's taxonomy places the organism in Eukaryota, Metazoa, Arthropoda, Insecta, Lepidoptera, Pieridae.